GAAAAGCUGGUGGUAUUUCAAGCCUACGUUGUCAUUGUUAUGCUAAUAUAUUGUAAAUGGAAGAAAUAUACAGUUAAGCUGUAGGUGUCGUACUGUCGUCUAUAACGCGACAUAGCCGUGUGUUGUAAUGUUGAUGGCUGACUUGUCUGUGAUGACAGUGUUGUGAGAUUAUUACUUGUACAACUUUGUUUAUGUUUUUUUGUUUAAAGGAUUAACUGGUAAUGUGUUUGAUGUUUUCUUGUAUGUAUUCUACAGAAUAAGUUUAGAAUGAGAUAUCUUACUAUACAGAAGAAAUUAUGUCAGAAAAUAACAAGCUGAACGGAACAACUCUUCCAUUGGAAGAUUAUGGAGCAACCUCAAAACGACAGUCAGAAGAUAAGAUCAAAAUAUUGGACAAUGACGAGCUGAGUCCAGAUUCUGAAUUUGAUGUUGAAAGUGAAAGUGCCAAAGUAACUUCCAGUAAAGAUUGUUUUUUUCGAGAUGGAGUCAGAAAAACUGAUUUCAUCCUGGCAUAUGAAGAAGCCAUUGAUAAAAAACCUAAAUCAUCAGAAUCUAGAAAUACUGAAUGGAGAGAGAAAUUUUUCAAAAAUCUUAAGAAAGCUGGGCUGGAAAUGGAAGAGGAAGUACUGGAAAGUGAGAGAAAAAUUAUUAAUUUUGUGAAAAUCCACGCACCGUGGGAGGUGGCAUGUGCUUAUGCUGAAGAUUUAGCUUUACAGGCCCCAUUGCAGGUUGUGAAUUCUGAGGCACAUCAGAAUCCAAGUGAUAACUAUUCAGAAAAGAUAUUAAGUUUUUUUCAUAUACCUAAUAUAAUGAAACAAGAUGUACCAAAUAAGCCAUUAGAUUUUUACACCUGCAGAUUUAAAAAAUCGAAACUUGACAGGUUUUUAGGUAGUGAUGAUCACAUCUCAUUUUUCUCCAAUACUCAACGAAGUUUUAUAGUAUGGGAGAUCCUGUGUUCAGCUACAUACGGCAAGAAGAAGAAAGCAGAAGUUGGCGUAGAAAGACUUUUAGAAGAGGAUAUUCUUACUGCUGCCUACAACUUACAUGAUGGUGGUUAUGAACUACCAAGACAUUCAUAUGAUCCAGAAACACUGAAUAAAAGACAAGUUCUUCAUCAUUACUGGGCUAGAUGGGGCUGUUGGUAUAAAUAUCAACCCCUUGACCAUAUAAGGGAAUAUUUUGGUGAAAAAAUUGGUAUAUACUUUGCCUGGUUAGGUUUUUAUACUGCCUGGUUAUUACCAGCAUCUAUAGUGGGUGUACUUGUAUUUAUAUAUGGUAUUGUAACUGUUGGUAGUAAUAAACCUGCAAGUGAAAUCUGUGAUAGUGGUGAGUCGUAUAAGAUGUGUCCACUCUGUGAUGAAGAUAUUGGUUGUGAAUAUUGGUAUUUAUCAGAUGUAUGUCUGUUUGUUAGAAUAGCUUAUUUAUUUGAUCAUCCGGGUACAGUGUUUUACGCUAUAUUCGUCUCUUUUUGGGCUGUAACAUUUCUGGAAUACUGGAAAAGAAAGAAUGCCAGUUUAGCUCAUCAUUGGGAUGUUUUAGAUUUAGAAGAUGAAGAGGAACGUCCUCGUACAGAAUACGCAGCCAAAGCUCCAGAAUGGAAGGAGAAUCCUGUUACUGGGAUAAGGGAGCCUUAUUUUAACCCCAGACAAAGGAUACCCAGGAUAUUGUCGGGCAUGGCUGUUAUUGUUAUUAUGAUGUUCCUAGUUAUUAUAUUUAUCAUUGCCGUAAUUAUGUAUCGUGUUUUGGUUAGCAUACCAUUAUUUGAAAACAAAGACUUACGACCUAAAGCAUCCAUUAUUGCCAGUUUAUCAGCUGCUAUUGUGAAUUUAAUUAUAAUUAUGGCACUUGGCAGAGUUUACGAGAAAUUAGCUUUAAAAUUAACACAAUGGGAAAUGCAUAGAACUCAGUCAGAGUUUGAAGAUCAGUUGACAUUUAAAGUAUUUAUUUUCCAGUUUGUCAACUUUUAUUCUUCCAUUAUUUAUGUUGCUUUUUUUAAAGGAAAGUUUGUAGGUUAUCCUGGUCAUUACAACAGAUUCUUUGGUUUAAGAAGUGAAGAGUGUAAUAAUGGAGGUUGUUUAAUUGAGUUAGCUCAACAAUUGGCUGUUAUUAUGAUUGGUAAACAGAUGAUUAAUAAUGCUCAAGAAGUUAUUGUUCCAAAAGCCAAAUCUUUAUGGCAUCGUUUCCGUGUAAAGAUAGAUAAAAGUGUUCCUAGAAUGAGAUGGGAAGAUGAUUUUGAACUGAUAGAAAAUGAAGGACUAUUCCAGGAAUACCUGGAAAUGGUAUUACAGUUUGGUUUUAUCACAAUAUUUGUUGCUGCUUUUCCACUAGCUCCUUUAUUUGCUCUGCUUAAUAAUUGGGUUGAAAUUCGACUGGAUGCUUCGAAAUUUGUUUCUGAAACACGGCGUCCUGUAGCAGAGCGAGCCAAAAAUAUUGGUGUAUGGUACACCAUUUUAGAUUCUUUAGCCCAGUUAGCUGUUAUUAGUAAUUCAUUUUUAAUCGCCUUUACAUCUGAGUUUUUACCUCGUUUAUUAUAUCAAUAUGAGUAUAACUGGGACUUAACAGGUUAUACUAACUUUACACUUGCUCAAGCGCCAAAUGGUACUCUAUCACAGCCUUGCAGAUAUAAAGCCUUCAGAGAUGAGACUGGUCAUUAUACAAUAUUCUACUGGCGUCUUCUGGCUAUUAGACUAGGAUUUGUCAUAAUAUUCGAGCAUGUGGUGUUUGGUGUAUGUAGAUUAAUAGAUUUAUUGGUACCGGAUGUACCAGAAACAUUAGAAUUAAAGAUAAAACGAGAAAGAUACCUGGCUAAACAAGCUUUAGCAGAUACAGAAACUAUGAUGAUGAUGUUUGAUGAGUUUGGUGAACAGCUGACGAAAGAAGGUGAUGAAGAUGAAGGUACUGGUGAUGUCAAUCUUAAAGUUCCAGAAACAACCACAUAACAUUCAUCUUAAUUAUUUAUCCGACAUUUUCUUCUUUGACUAUUGUCCUUCUAGUCUUCAUUAAUAAACACUGCUCUAAUUUUCAUGAUUUCUGAAAUUAGUUUGACCCCCCAGAAAAUGUUGGAGAGUUGGGAUAGUUCAGUUAAUAAUGAUUGUAUCACAGGAAACCAGGGUGUUUCAGUCAGAUUUGCCUGUUCGCAAAAGUAAUUGGUAUUCUUGAUUUAAUUUAUAGAUGGUCCAUUGCUAGUUACAAUGCUGACUAUAUUAAAGUUUGUAGACACGAUACACGAUUUUUAGUAUAAUGGCAACAACACAUUCAUGAAAUCUUGCAAAAUUAACCUUCCCAAUUUGUUAUUCCUAUGAUAACAUAUUUAUGAGACGUGAGCAAUAUGAAGUCAUACCCAAGGAAUGUAUUUAAUGCAUUUAUUUUGUUCUCUUUUAAUUUUUGUUUUUGUUUUUUUGACUGUUUUGAAAUCCAUAUUUCAAAGAAUCUUAAUAAUUUGUUAAAUGUGUUUUUGAAUUUAUUUUCUUUUAUUUCUAUUUUGUAAGCUUUAUCCAUUUCUGUUAAUUUUAUGAUAUAAUUUCUGUUAAUCUUAUAAUUUGUGUUAAUAUCACCUUGCCAUUUGUAUUAAUACCUUAUCGUUUGUGUUAAUAUUAUAAUAUGUUCAAAUUAUUAUAUCUGUUAAUAUAAUAUUAUUAUAUCUGUUAAUAAAAUAUUAUUUCUGUUUUGUGAUAAUUUCUGAAACUUGCACCUUUUUUUUUUAAUUUCAUCUCACUGUUACCAAAACAAAUAAUCAGUAUUAUUUUAUCUUAUUUUAUUAUAUUUAGUUAUUUGAGAUCUUGGUAGGAGGGUUCAUAUAUAUAUUUUCUUUUUUAAGUAAGUGAGAAACUGACAUUUGGUUGUCUAUUUGUUUGAUAAAAUGUUAAAUUAAGAACAAAAUUGGUAUAAUGUGUGAAUAUAAAUGAAGGCAUUUUUUAAUAAGUGAUUGCUUUGUUAAGACUGUGAGAGAAACGGUCCAUAACAUGGCUCCUGUUUUGGUAAUAUAUGACAGCCUUGACUGAUUUAUUGUGAAAUUGAAUGGCUGGCUAAUUUAUAUCUCUUUCAAAUUAAGGUAGAAGAUAGUGUUAAAAGUUGACAAAUUCUUUGAAAAAAAAAAGUUGAAAUAAAUGAAUACAUGUAUGUGAAAACUUGAACAAUGGGCAACAUUUUGAAGUUAGAUCCCUGAUCCAUAGUCCACUGUAUUUGUUAUUAGUUGUGUACAGAUGUCAACAUGCUUUAUUAAAUAUCAAUGCUUGCAUGUAUAUUAUGUUUAUAUAUUUACAUGUAUAUAUAAUAAAUAUUUUGAACAUAAUAAUCUUAAUUCAUUUGUACUUAUUAUCAAUAUGAUAUUCAAGCACUUAAAUCUACCUGAACUUUCAGCUAACAUUUAUGGGUAAGGAAUUUACUUUGUAGAAUAAUGAUAUUCAUUGAUAUUAACAGGCAUUAAUGGGAUUGGUAACUUAAUGAUCUUUCUUUACAUUUCUUUUUUGCCUUGAUGUAGAUCGAUGUUAAAUACUUUUCAUUCAUUGACUAAUUAGUGCAAUUUCUGUGAAAUAUAGCAUAUUAAAUACCUAAUCUUAAGGAUGCAUUAUGUAAGAUUUAGAUACAGAACUGGCCGUUCUUUCUAUAAUGGUUCAAAAAAAGAUAAUGGAAAUAGAAAGUUUUUAAUUCAAUCAUUAAAUGCUGAUCGUUUUUUAAUCUGUUUAAAUAUUGCCAUCCAAUGGUCCAGAGAGUUGAUUGUAGGCUUGUAAUGUGAAUAAAUGUCUAAAUACAAAUUUAUCUAUAAUAUUUGAAGCCAGAAAAAAAAGGCCAGCAAAAUUUACUGCCUAUUUAAUAGGCAAAUUUAGCUUUUACAUAAUGCAUCUUUAAAUACCCAAUCUUAAUUGAAAUUAGACUCUACUUCCGUUUUGUUUAUUUUUCGUUUCAUUUUCCCAUCAAACAAAAAAACAAACAGAAUGAAAUAAAGAUUUGAAAUCAUCAAAUUAGAUUAAUUAUUUAAUAUGUAUGUGUAUUUUAUAUAUAUUGGAAUUUAUUUAUUGUGUAUUGUUAUAUUGGAGUUACUAACUACAACAUUCCCAUUUUACAUUUAAUUUUUUCAAUUUAAAUACUGUUAAAUUUUAAUAUAUUAUGAUCUUGUUCAUGGUAUCAUUAAAACUAUUAACUUUUAAUAUAUUGUGAAUUUAUGAAUGAUGUAAUUAAAAACUGUUGACUUUGUGAAUAUUUUAUGACUUUUUGUGAUGAAAAAAAGUUGAUUGUUAAUAUGUUAUAUGUUGUUUAUUUGUGUUAUUGAAACGCUAAUCAUGCGUAAUUAAAUUUGUUGACCUUUGAACUUUCACAUUCCUUAAAUUAAUGAAAUAGAACUAGGUCCUUUACUUUUAACAUUGCUUUAUGUUCUCCCCAUAACACGUCCAAAAACAGUAUUGUGAAACUUUUAAAUGAACAUAAAAGGUAACCCAAAUUCAUCAUCCUUUCUUGACUUUCUGCACAUAAAACAAUGUGUCCAGAAACAAGAACUUGAAAAGUAACCUAAAUUCCUCCAUUCUUUUAAAUCUGGCUUCUGGUAUAUUGUUGUUACUUUUACAAGGACUGGCUCAGUCCUUGAAUCCAAUUUGGAAUUACUAAAUUAGCAAUAUUCAACAUUUAGUAAUUAUGAGUUGAAAAGUUGUAAAUAUUAUGUUUAGUAAACUGGUGUGUUUAGAUUUUUAUACCCUCCCACAUUUUCAUGUUGAUGUAUUAUGCCGUCGCCCCUGUCUGUCCAAGUUGACAUCCAACCACAAUUUGUUUGUGGACACUCUACAAGUCACAAUUUUUAUCCGAUUUUGAUGAAACUUAAAAUAUAGGUCCAUGUCCCAAAGAUCAUGGUUCAUUUUUGAUAUUGGCAUGUAUCGGACCAUAAAUUCAUGGAUUGUGGCCCCUGAUUGUACGAAAAAUCAUGUUUUUAGUUUGUGGACACUCUAGAGGUUACAAUUUUCAUCUCAUUUUGAUGAAACUUGAAAUGCAUGUUUAUAACCCAAAGAUCUUGGUUCCUUUUGAUAUUCGUAAUUUCCUGAAUUAUGGCCCCUGAUUGUUCGAAAAAUUGUGUUUUUAGCUUGUGGUCCCUCUAAAGGCCACAAUUUUUCUCUGAUUGAAAAAAAAACAAAAACAUUUAAAUAUAUCACUGUUACACCCUUAUGAUGGAUGAGUUCGAAUUUUGUGGAAAUCGGAACAAAACUGACAGACAAAAUGGCAUAUCGCGCAUAUCUGAACUUAACUUCCUGGAUUAUGGCUCCUGAAUGUACGAAAAAUCGCUUCUUUCUUUGAGCUUGUUCUUUGUCCAUCUCAUGUAAAAUGUGGGCGUAUCUUGCAUAGCAACCGCUUGUUGCUUUCAAGACAUGAUAAAUUUGUUAUGAAAUUGUUUUUAUGACUAUUUGUAAAUUAAAUCUUUUGUUAUCAGUAUUUUUGCACAUCUUUUCUUAUAUUCUCUUAAAACUAUAUUUCUGACUAUUUUCUUGUUUUGUUUUGUUAAAUUUUUCUCAAGAAAUAAGUCACUGAGUUCUGACCACUACACGGGGUGCUGGCUUCAACAUAAGACUUGAUUACAGAUGUUAAAAUAAAUUAUAUUACAAAAAAGA
Messenger RNA from Patella vulgata (common limpet), 6590 nucleotides. Its product is annotated as anoctamin-7. Gene Ontology annotation, molecular function: protein dimerization activity; chloride channel activity. Gene Ontology annotation, cellular component: plasma membrane. The transcript has 24 exons. NCBI's taxonomy places the organism in Eukaryota, Metazoa, Mollusca, Gastropoda, Patellidae. Gene Ontology annotation, biological process: chloride transmembrane transport. Bases 297 to 2939 code for a protein of 880 amino acids. The record is from RefSeq and is a predicted model, not a curated record.